Messenger RNA from Prorocentrum cordatum, 1203 nucleotides. The record is from the annotation of a GenBank genome assembly. NCBI's taxonomy places the organism in Eukaryota, Dinophyceae, Prorocentrales, Prorocentraceae.
AAGAAGCAGCAGAGAAACAGCUACGACAACGGCAGCAGCUUCAGGUACAGCAGCAGCAGGCAGUUGGCAGCAGAGACACUGACUGGCGUUUGUGCAAGCUCAAGCCAUGCUUGAGCCCCCUCACCGCCUAUCCCGGCCCGUGAGACACGGGGACGCUCCAUGGAGCCCCGUGGUCCAUUUGCUGUGGCGGCGGUGCUUACGGUUUGGGUUGCCCUCAGCGCGGGCCUGAUCAUUUUCAACGCCGAGCUGCUGAGCCAUUUCCGGCAUCCCAUCCUGUUGACCUGCUGGCACCAGUUUGUCAGCGUUGUGCUCAUUCUGAGCGUACGUGUGGCGUUCCCUUCAGUGGUGUACACGGGUGACAGAGAGAAGCAUUUGCGUCCGCUGACGUUCCUCUCGGCCAUAUGGCUGGGCCUGCCCGUGGCGGUUUGCCAGAGCAUCAGCCUGGUAUGUGGGAACACAGCCAUCAUGUAUCUGAGCCUCGCAUUCUGCCAGAUGAUCAAGGCUUUCACCCCUGGUGCUGUGUACCUCUGUGGCUGUGCGCUCGGCACGCAGCAGUGGUCGAUGCCGAUCGUGAAAUGCCUCUGCGUCAUCACCUUUGGUCUGAUAGUCACGAGUAUUGGCGAGCUGAACUUUCAUCUGUUCGGCUUCGUGAUGCAAGUAACGGCCCUGCUGAGUGAGGGUCUGCGCAUCACCUUCCUGGAGCUGCGUCUGAAGUCGCAGGGGUACAGGCUGAACGCGCUGUCCUCAGUGAUGGUCUUCGCACCCAUGGUUUGCAUAGUUCUGCUUGGUACUGCCCUACUCUUCGACAGAUCUGCGUUUGAUGCACAGCAGAUCGGCGAGAUCGGCGUGUGGAUCUUCGGUGCCAACGCUUUUUUGGCCUUCCUUCUCAACGUCGUAAUCUAUCUCGCUAUACAGUGUGCCAGCGGGCUCGUCUUCUCCCUGACGGGCAUCCUCAAGGACUUCUUGAUCGUUGUCGGCAGCUGCGUCUUCCAGGGCGGGCAGAUCACGUCCACGCAGCUCGUCGGGUACGCCAUCGCGGUCGCAGGCCUCCAGGCAUAUGGCGUGGUCAGCAGGUCGCCGGCAGAUUUCGAGGACGGGGUCGUGGUGGAGAUCCUCCAGAGGACGGCGUCGUGGCAUGCGUCCAAGGAGGACGACCAGAGUGUGAUCUCUAGCCUGCAGUCCGACUCCACUGGACCUUCCCCG